Amorphotheca resinae ATCC 22711 is the source of this 1580-nucleotide messenger RNA. RefSeq lists its product as hypothetical. The transcript has 4 exons. Lineage: Eukaryota; Fungi; Ascomycota; Leotiomycetes; Helotiales; Amorphothecaceae. Bases 216 to 1112 code for a protein of 298 amino acids. The record is from RefSeq and is a predicted model, not a curated record.
UUCUCGGCCUAUUUUCUUAUCUGUUCUAUCUUCGCCGGUCUUUCCUUCUUCUUCCAACCCCUCCAAACUCUGUUCUUUCUCACCAAUUUAUACCAUCCUCGAUCUCUCUUCUUCGGAGUCCAACGAUUCUCAUUUUACUCUUCUACUCUAAUCUUACUCUUCUACUCUCCUCUUUCAGUUCACUUGAAGUUCCCGAAUCUCACAGUGGUGUGACUAUGGAAGGCAAUACAAUGUUGGCUACACCCCCGAACAGUACAAUAGACGUUCCAAAGAAGGAUAAGUCCUAUCCUCUUCCUAGAGAUGCUGCCGAGACCAAAAGGCUCAACGAUCAGCACAGUCUUUUCAAGAUAUACUGUGGUCAAAACCUGAUCCAUCCUUCGAUCCCCAAAGAAAAGAUCCAGAAUAUCGCAGAUAUAGGUACCGGCACUGGUAUUUGGCUUAAAGAUGCGGCAGAGCUUUUGACAACGAUCCCAACUGAAAGUGGGAAUGGGCGAUCGUAUAGCGGCUUCGAUAUAUCCCCUCUUCAGUUUCCCAAAGUUCACCAGAAGGGGAUGCAAUUCUCUGUUCACGACCUGCUUGAACCCUUUCCAGUGGAAUAUCACGGAAAGUAUGAUUUAGUUCACCUCCGCUUCCUGCUUGCUGCGCUGAAGGAAGAUGAUGUCAAAAUUGCCGUCAAGAAUAUCGUCGCCCUACUAAGACCUAAUGGUUAUGUGCAAUGGGAUGACCUGCGCUACGGCUUUGCAUACAAUCGCAAAGCGCCCGACGAGCUCAGGGCUUCUGACCAGGUUGCUGAGGAUUUCAGCGCCAAAUUCGGCGUCAUUCGAAACCUGCCUGGUCUGAUCACGGAGAAUUUCAAAAAAGAGGGACUCCAAGGCGUGAUCAAGUACGAGCAUCCGCCUCCUGAUACGGAGGAGAAGAUUGCUGCCGCGAAGGCGCUCCGCCUGGAAAUGGCGGCGGUUAUGCCACGAGUGUUUCUGGAAGUAGGCCUGGCUAAAACUGAGGAAGAGGCAAAGGAGAUGACUGGGAGAAACGUGAUGACGCUCCAGAAACACUUUGAUCAGGGCUUGUAUCCUAUUCUACCUUUGGAACGGGUCAUUGGACAGAAGGUCUAACAGAAUGCUGAAUGUGAAUGGUGUAAGGCUUCUUUUACUCAACAACAUGGAUUACUUUUGCUGUGCACCGGGCUCUUAGAUCUCGUCACUGUCAUUGGGAAUAGUGUUUCUACAGUAAUAAUCCCCUGGAGUACUUUUCUGAAGGCACAGAUGUCCCAAGGGACAAGGGACAGAAUCACGUGUUUCCACUUAUGUCUUAGUCAUCUCCCUCGUAAUCGCGUUCUCUCGUCCCAUUAUUCCAACUCCUUUCUUUCUUCUUCUUCUUCUUCUUCUUCUUCUUCUCUACCAUCUCAGACCAGCUCCACUUGAUCAAGUCUUGGCUAUUGUUCGGUCGUUUAUUUUCUCUUCUUUAAGUUGUUCAACAUUCGGGCUGGGCGACUUCUUCAAGAUGCCGGUUGGUACCGUUGUGAGUCAGGCCGAGCCAAGUCUGCCGAUAAUCCUGGUCUGGUUCUCUGCUUCUUGAGUUGC